CUUCGUAGUAGAGGAAGGUGAACGAACGAACGAACGAACGGACGGACGGACGGACGGACGGACGAAGGGUGGUUGAGGGUGAUAUUUUCUCUAUGGGAGAGAGUUGGUGCAUUGGCUGUUCUCUUUGUGCGCACUACGAAAGUCCCUUUUGCAGUGUCCAUUGUUCAGGAGCAUCGAAGACGCGAAAGGCUGGAGGAUAGAGGAGAGAUUCUUGGGGUAAGGGUCGGAGAAGUUUGGCGCAGUUUUUGUUGCUUGCUUUUUCUUUGUUUUCUGUUGGACAUGGGGGAUGAAAGUUGGACGAAGUUUAGGAUAUAUAGGUAUGCCCCUAGGAACGAGCUAGUUUGAGGGAUGAAUCUGGAGGGGAGAAUAAGUAGGAUGAGGAUUUAUUUUAAAUAAGGACGAUUGCAAGAUUAUUUAUUUGGGAUCUCUUGUUCGAGAGUGAUCGAUGAGGUUUGAACGGGGAAGGAAUCGUUUCGAUUCGGGUUAUCGAUGAGAGAUUAAAGAGUAUCUGGGUGGAUUGGAUUGGAUGGAGACACGGAGGAAGAGAUUUCUUCCUCUCUCCUGUUUUUAAUGGAUAUACUUAAAGAUGGAUGAUACUAUAGUUUUAAUUAAUUCGAUCGUGAUCUGUAUGAAGAAAGAGAUCUCCAAUAAAAUGGAAGAGAAAUUCUUUCGAUAGAUUGUUAAUGUUAGUUUUGGGGGAAGAACGAUUUUAAUUACAGAUUUGAUACAUCUUUUAUUCUAUUUUUAGAUGAAUUUUAUUUAUCGAUCGGGGAGAAUGAUUCAAAUUAAACAUAAUUGGAAUAGAAUUAUACUUGAAUUUAAUUUUAAUGAAGCAAUCGUUCUAAUUAUGGUAAUUUGUGAAUGAAGAAGAGAAGAUUAUAAACAAGUUUUAGUGUUCUCCUUUUUUCAUUUAAAAGAACAAUGAUUUUAAUUGGAGUGAAUUUUUAAGCAGGCUUUCCAAAAAUUUAUAAAUGAAUUUUAUAAGGGAAUAUCAUUUAUCUUGAAUUUUCUCGAUCGAAUGAUAGAGCAGCAAAAUAAUAAUUUAAAUUCUAUGCAUUAUAAUCAAGUAAUUAAAAUGUGAUUAAAUUUUGUGAAAAUUUCAAAAUCGAUAUAUUAUAAAAUAAAAUAAAAAAAAAAAAUCAUUUGUAAAACGUGAGAAGAAACAAGUAAUCUGUUUAAUGGAAUAAUAACUUCAAUUUAAAUAAUGUAUGCAGUAAUUAAUUACAAGAAAUAGGCAUCAUCAAUUUCAAAUCAAGAAGAAGCGGCGCCCUCGAUAAAUCGGGUUCCUCGACCCGGAAACGGGAGUAGGUGCAGUUGGUACGUGCGUAAUACGGCACGAGUAUCGUCACAUCGAUAUCCUGAUCGGCGCACAUGUCCACGCAACGAGGCUAAAGAGAACACCGUCGAUGCACAGAAAUCAUCAUUCAAAUGAUUAAGACAACAUCAUCGAGCUCAAUAAACAGACAGAAAAGGCGAUAUUCAGCGUAACAUGAGUUUCGCAGAAACAACUUGUUGAUGACGUUAUGGGGUGGAUCUUUCUUGCCAGUACUUUACUCUUCUGCAUAUGCGCGGCCGGACUGCCGUUGCCACAGGGAGGUGGCGGAGCGGGGGGCCAUGGACAGCCGCAGGCUGGAUCGCCGAGCACCCCGGGCCCCGGCGGUGGCACAGCUGGCAGUGGCGCGAGCACUCUUGGCGCCGCUGGCGGCGGUGCUUCUGGCUCUGGCACCGCCGCCGCCGGUGGAAGUGGGAUUGGUUUCAGUGUGACCGGGGGAAGUACCGGCGGCGGGGCUGGUGGCGGUGCCGCCGGCGGUGGCGCAAGUUGGUCCGCGGGACCGCCUCGUCGGGGCCGAGGGUGGCGCGACUGGCGCCGCGGCGACCCCACGCUGAUCAAGGGACUGUGGAAGUCGAAGGGGCCUCUAGAUUCCCUAGGAAAGGCGGAGGUGUACAUCUUCUUAGCACUGCUGAUCGGUUUCGUGACGGUGGUGGUCGGGUGUUGGCUGUCCGACAACUGUUGGUCCCCGGAGCCGGAAGGAGUGGUCACCCUGGCAUAGCCUAGUGCAGACUUCCGUUCGUCCAGGCGAUAACAACUAGUACGCGGGCCCUCCUACAGGAUCUUCCAGGACUUUGUCCAGCAGAACAGGCGUCCGUUGCUCGACAUCAACGACAACCACACCGUGCUACCACCCGUGUGAACCCGCGUCACACAACUUAAACAAAGGAAAGAGAGGGGAAAAAGGAAACCACCGCUUCUCUUCCAUCGAGGCAGACCGCCGUAUAUUCGAAUAUCUCUCUAUAAAGGUCCAAUCCAACCGACCGGGAAUCCAAAAGGUUCAUCGACGUGUCCACGCGCCAAAACGGGUCGUAAUAACGACGUCCACGUCUUCUCUCUCUCUCUCUCUUUCUCUCCUCUUCUUUUCUCUUCGUGAGUGGACAUGGAUGAUGCGUCGACAAGCUCGCUUCUGACGAGGCGAAGGGAAAACCGGAAGGAAAUAGGGCGAUUAGCGGGAUUGGAACUGCGCUCGAAUCCAACCCACGCGCACAACAAUUUCCUCCUCCCUCGUGAAUUCGCUCGUUAAUCCGAUCCGGGGAUUGGCGACUAAUAUUCGGGCGUGGUUCCGCGGACUUCCGGUUGGGAGGAUUCUCGCGGAUUAGAAUUCGACUCCUCGGCUUUUCGGGAUGAUUCGAGGUUUGAUUAGUCGGGGAGUUGGAUUUUUGAAAGGGGUGCUUUUUGGAGGAGGGAGGGAGGGAGAUAUUUAAGGGAGUUUGGUGAAGGGGAAAGGGUGGUUCUUCUGACCAAGUGUUCUUAUGGGUAUGGUAAGAGGUGGAAUUUCGCGUUAAGGGGAAACAGGUUCUCGAGGUUCUUCUCUCCGUCUUCGAAUCGCAAGUUAUUCGCAAGAUUAUUGGAUGUAUUGGUCGGGUGAACGAGGUAAUUUUCUUCUAAAAUUAACGGGACAAUUGAAUCAUAAUUCGAAUUCUUCGAUGAUUGCAUAAAUUAUUGUAAUUAAAUCGUAAGAAUUUUCCGUCUUCGAAUGAGGAAAUUGGCAUCGUCGUUAUUGGCAAGAUAUUGGAUCGGGUGGGGAAGAAUAUUGAGGAAACGAUUAACUCGAAUUUAACUUUCUUCCGAUCGUAAUAUUCGAAUAUCUUCGAUACCUGAUUACGUAAUUAAAUGGUGCGGCAAAAGAAGUUGAAUUAAAAUAGGGAAUCGUAACUGUCCAUCGAUUUUAUAUAUAUACACGUCAUUCGGCCAUUAAAGAUACGAGAGAAUUCUGCAUCAAACUGUGACGAACAUCUUUUUAGAAAGAGAUAUACUUUUUCAUUCGCAUCCACGCAUCAAAUCUCCACAUUUCCGAUUCGAUGGAAAAUCGAUCGGCCUCUAUCUUAUCAUACCCAUAACACCAUUAACGCUCGAUCAUCGCCAUUAAUCAGUUUACCGAUCAUAUGGAUAUGUACAGUUGUUGCCGCAUUAACGAUCCUCGAUCGCGCACAGUGUACGGAAUUAAUGCUCUCGCGAAUUCAUAAAGAUGGCGCGUCGAUAAUCGUGGUCGAUACCGAUAUAUAAAUUUCGAUAUAUAAAUAUUAGAAAUAAAUACUCGAAAUGAAUAAAAUUGUUCGCCAAGAUAUCUGUCCGACAUUUUACGAAGAUACGAAUUUAUUGGCGCGACGUGAUCCCGAUCCGAUUUUUUUCUUCGUAUUCGAGUAUCGGUAUCUGCUUUCGAGAAAUGAAAGUUAAAAUAUCGGUUGAAUAUCACGAAAUGUUUCGUGAUAUUUGAUAGCAAAACGGUACUUAAAACGGAUCGAAACAUCGUAUUGAAUAUUUCAACAUCGAAUCGUUCGUAACGUCACCCACACACUUUCGGUAUCGAUCCGACCACCACGUGAUCGUGGAUGGUGUACAGAGAUCGUUCACGAGGCCUUGUAAUUAGCGGAAUUCCCAAAAUGGGUUAAUAAUUUCAUUUAGUGCCUGGCUUGAUGGGUUUAGAUAUUGACGUCAGGCUAGGUCCAUCGAGACAGAGACCUGCUGAACUCUAUCGCAGAUCAUUCUGGAAGUCGAUCAACAAAAUUUAAGUUGAUUAUUCCAUUCCCGGGGUAAAUUCGAUUUCGAGUAAAUUUUUCCUUUGCGAAAAUUCGUUGCUUUGUUGAAAAGGGAUAUUGACGGGAAAAACGUGUAGCGUUGGGUAUGUGCCACGUUUGAUCGAUAAAUCUAAACAGUAUGUACAUCAAAUAUCGGUGAAUAUCGAAUUGUGCGCUAAUUGAAUAAAGAUCGAAUCGUGUUAUUUUGCAUUUACUUGUUCGAGCGACUCGUUGGUGGUUCAUACCCAACGCUAUCCAUUGCGACGACAACUUCAUCUUUUUCGUUGAUAAUUUCUUAAAUGAAAUUUUCGAAAAGGAAAAGGUUGCUCGAAAUCAGCUUAGGAAUCGACCAUUCGAGCCUUGUCGAUUUUUCAGGUGUGUAGAGAAAUAGGGAAGGGUAUAUAUACAUCAUACACGAUUUACUCCUUCGUCUUAAUCACCGUCCAGAUAAUUUACGGACCCUUGUGGGCCAAACUUUAAUGGCGGCGGAUAAAACCACUCGCUGUACGAGGCUUUAUACGGGCAGGCCUCUCGAACUUUAUUUGCGCCACUCUCGUCGCAAAUUAUACGAAAUGGCCCACGCGAGGGUAAACGAGAUCGUUUCAUGGUUCCUCGAAAAGGAGAAGAUUCUCUGUUCUGUCUCGGUGUAAACCGCAAUGAAUGCUUGAACGUUCUCUGGGAUUGUGAUAAUUACGUUUGCUUUUGAAAUGAAUUAUUGUUGAUUAAUUUUGAAGAUAUAAUUGGAUGUAAAAAAAGAAAAAUAAAUAAAUAUAUGGAUAUGAUAAAGAUAUGUGUACAUAUGAGAUGUUAGUUCGAUCGUGAAAUAAUUUUCGAAAUGUUCAAAAUAAUUUAGGAAACAUGAUAAUAGUGAUAUUUAAUGCUUGAUAAUUUUGAAUUUGUUGUUUAAUUCGAUCGAGGGUAAAUUGAUGUAAUAAUUUUGAGAGAAUAGAUCGAUAUUUUGGAUUCAUUGAUGGUAAUUUAUAUGGUUAAUUAUUCAAAGAAUUAAUAAGGUAAAAAAAAAAAAUAUGUAAAAUUAUUCAUAAUGAAGUUGCUCUAUUUCAAAUUCAUUUUUAAAUCUUCGAUGUACAUUUAUUGCAAUUCCCAAUUAUCAACGUUCGAGCAUUUCUACGAUCCUGAUUGUUCGUUAUAAAAUAAAAAUUGUCAACAAUUUCGUGAAUAAAACAAAGAUUAUUAAGUUUAUACCCGUAUAAAUUUCGCGCAUAAUGCAUUUUCAUUCGUUUAAACGUUUUUUUUUCUUUCAAUCACGUUCAACAACUUGUAACAAGAAGCUACGUGAAACAAUAUUAUUUAUCAUAUUUAUUUUAUUAUAUUUAUUUUAAACUUUCCGCUUCAUCCAUUUUGCGAAUCUCUCUUAAAAAACAACAUCAAAAAAAUGAUACCAUCAUAUCGAAUACGUAAAUAUCCAUAAUCAUAAAAAUAUUCCAUCAAACGUUUCUAUAUAUCUCCAUUAUCGUUUUUAUUAUCGAAACACAUUCUCCAUCAUUUCAAAAUCAAAAUCAAACAUCCAAAGCAUCGUCUAAUCGAUUUAUCCAUUUUACCAAACGUUCGUAAUUUUAUCGUGUCGCAAAUAUUCCACCAAACUUACACGUUAUCUUUCCACGCCACCUGUAGAAUUACACCAAACCUAUAAACGCACAAAUACACAAACUCGAUCGAAAGCCUAACGUCGAAUAUUAAUCAAUAAUCAAAUUUCCGUCAUCCAUCGUACACAAAAUAUUAAUCAUC
This is a messenger RNA of Apis cerana (Asiatic honeybee), 5817 nucleotides long. RefSeq names its product keratin, type I cytoskeletal 10. NCBI's taxonomy places the organism in Eukaryota, Metazoa, Arthropoda, Insecta, Hymenoptera, Apidae. The record is from RefSeq and is a predicted model, not a curated record.